Boeremia exigua is the source of this 828-nucleotide messenger RNA. RefSeq lists its product as uncharacterized. Bases 1 to 828 code for a protein of 275 amino acids. NCBI's taxonomy places the organism in Eukaryota, Fungi, Ascomycota, Dothideomycetes, Pleosporales, Didymellaceae. The transcript has 3 exons. The record is from RefSeq and is a predicted model, not a curated record.
AUGAGUGGUUCGCAGCAGAUAUCGCGCGGCUCUGAGAGCUCCACCUGGAGCACUGGCGAAAACUCGUCAGCUCCGCUGAAUGCUUCGGCGCCUACAUUUGCGCCUCCCCAGUCGCAAACACAAGCUCUAGAAACUUUGUUGGGCGCAGGCACUCGACGCAUAUACAUCACCGCUGAACGCGAGGACGCCGGCGCUUCCCCUGACUACCCUACAUUUUUGAAGGGUGUUCGUUUUGAUCCAGCAAGUAACCGCAGGUGGUACGAGGACGUCCUUCCGUACUUAUCGAAGUGCACAUUUGUCGUUUCCUCGACCGCCGAUGUGAUCUAUAGCGGCAACAUCUUCAGUUCUGCGGCUCUGCCUCAUAUCUAUAACGCGGUGACCAAGAUGGAGCUUCCCAAGUUCUACUGGUUCAGUGGUGUCGCUCUCAAUCGACAUCACAACCCGUACCUGCAGAUGUGUCGCAACCUGCCAAAUCUACGCGACCUGAGCCUCACUAUCCACACAGCGGGGCUGACAAACCAGCGCUGGGCUGAGCGCCAGAUUGCCGCACUUGAGCAGAAGAACCCCGAAGCCGCAAAGGAGCGCAUCCUACUACCUUUGCGCGAGGUAGUGCAUCGCUAUCAGCUAGAUGCCGUCUUCACUUGCGGUCGUCUCCAGAGGCUUCGGUUAGAGUACAUUGAUUCGGCUAUGACAGCCUACUUCUGCAAGGUGGGUAGGCCUGUUGAUGUUGUCAGGGAGGUGCAAAGUUAUCUUGAGCAAGGUUUCAUCAAGCGGGGUCUGCAGGUGGAGGUCGAGCUUGUUCGUUUAGAGGAAGGAAGCAGGUGCUGA